Penicillium argentinense is the source of this 963-nucleotide messenger RNA. Its product is annotated as putative cyclase. Lineage: Eukaryota; Fungi; Ascomycota; Eurotiomycetes; Eurotiales; Aspergillaceae. Gene Ontology annotation, molecular function: arylformamidase activity. The transcript has 4 exons. The coding region runs from base 1 to 963 and encodes 320 amino acids. The record is from RefSeq and is a predicted model, not a curated record.
AUGGCUGACGGAGACGAUAACUUCCUUCCUUCACUCAAGGAGCUGCGGAAGCUCAACGCCAAUGCGAAUUGUCCUGAGGUUGCUUGGAUAUGGGGUCCGGAAGACGAGCUUGGCCGGCUGAAUCUCCUAACUGAGAGCCUGAUCAGUAAAGUAGCCAAGGAAGAAGUUCAGAGUGGAUGCGUUAUUUCGCUUAAUUGGAACAUAGAGCUUCCUGCUCAACCGAACUUCGAUCGAUCACCAUGCAAGGUCAAGAUACUUCCAAAUACCUCCAGCGAUUGCAUUUUCGAUGACUCACUCGAGAUGAACACCCAAUCUGGAAGCCAGUGGGACGGGUUUCGUCAUUUUGGCCAUCAGACUCACGGAUUUCUCUACAAUAACCUGUCUCCAGAGGAUGUGACGCUCACAGAUCGAUGUGGGAUGCAUGUUGUCUCACGUCAUGGUAUUGUGGGUCGCGGCGUGUUCAUCGACUAUUAUCGCUAUGCGCAAAAGUUCAACAAACCGUAUGACCCCUUGACGAGCCACGCAAUUAAUUUGAAUGAGCUUCUAGCCUGUGCGAACUAUCAAGGCACACAAUUUCAAAAGGGGGACAUUUUGAUCAUCCGAAGUGGCUAUGUGUCACGGUACAAUGAGCUGCAAGAGUCAAACCCGGCGAAACUUGAGAGGUCUGCCGCUUCUAAUCCUACUUUGGCUGGGGUUGAACAGUCGGAAGAAAUGAAGACGUGGCUCCAUGACUCGUGUGUUCCCCCUUUUCCCAACAUUCGAUUCUUUAUCACAGUGCCUUUUUUCCGAAGAGAUGCCAACAUUCAAGUAAUUAGUUAUUUCGCUGCAGUUGCAGGAGAUGCUCCCUCAUUUGAAGUAUGGCCAUCUUCCCAAAGCUGGUAUCUGCACGAGUAUCUUCUUGCCUGCUGGGGCGUUAUGAUUGGCGAAAUGUUUGACCUCGAGAUUAUAGGCUCUGUCAAUUGA